Molecule: messenger RNA, 622 nt
Organism: Phragmites australis (common reed)
Lineage: Eukaryota; Viridiplantae; Streptophyta; Magnoliopsida; Poales; Poaceae
Product: polcalcin Phl p 7-like
Exons: 1
Coding region: 80-376 (98 amino acids)
Molecular function (GO): enzyme regulator activity; calcium ion binding
Source: RefSeq, a predicted model, not a curated record
CCGGCAAGUUGCUGCCCAUUGGCACUGCACAUACACCUGCUCAAGAAGGUCGUAAGUUGUCGUGAGCUGCUGCGCUGCGAUGGCGAUCAGGAACAGGACGGUGGCAACGACGACGCGGUCGCUGGACGCGGACAUGACGGUGGACGAGUUCAAGGAGUGGCUGCGGCGGUUCGACGUGGACCACGACGGGCGCAUCAGCCGCGACGAGCUGCGGCGCGCGAUGCGCGCCAUCCGGGCGCGGUUCACCGGGUGGAGGAGCAAGCGCGGCAUCAGCUACGCCGACGCCGACGGGGACGGCUACAUCGACGACAACGAGGUGGACGGCCUCAUCGAGUUCGCGCAGACGAACCUCGGCCUCAAGAUCGUCGCCUACUAGCUCUAGCCGGGGGUGCUGCAUCCAUGCGCGAGACUACCUCCCCGCUAAAAUAAGCUCUUGAUCGAUCGCUUGUUACUUAAACUUGCUUUCUUUUACCUAGUUCAUUCACGCACUCUGUGCGUGUGCGUGUGUGUAUGUGUGAUCUAUGUAUGCUGUGUGUGGUGCACGUGCGCGCCUGCCUCGGAUGCCAUGGAUGUUAAUUUGUAUCUUUCUCUCAGUGAAAUUGACAGUGUGUGUUCUCGACCA